This is a messenger RNA of Centruroides sculpturatus (bark scorpion), 2091 nucleotides long. RefSeq lists its product as uncharacterized. Lineage: Eukaryota; Metazoa; Arthropoda; Arachnida; Scorpiones; Buthidae. Bases 1494 to 1841 code for a protein of 115 amino acids. The transcript has 2 exons. The record is from RefSeq and is a predicted model, not a curated record.
UCGUCGGCAUGCGAAAAGCCAGAUUCGCGCACGCGCUUUACGGAGCACCGACCUCUCCCGGUUUAGCCGCCGGAAGCCUAGGCCCUCGGGUGGACGCUACGCGUCGUAUACCGCAUCCGAUUCUAUCCGGGACCGGUUCCGGGUCGCCCUCGCCCGAUUACGCCAAUCGCGAGUAGAUUUACAACUUAACCCGACCGAUAAGAAUUUACCGGUACGUUUUUACCAUAGUUCAGUACAGUUGACGGGAGUUUAAAAAAAUCCAUUAAAAUAUUUGAUAAUUUUAUUCCGCUCUCCGAUUUCAUAUUACUCGCGGAUUUCGACGUUAAACCGGUGAUAUUACGAUUUCAUACGUCCCGUCUUUAAGGAGAUAUAGAAAAAACGUGUACAAUUCUUGUACGAUGUUAAAAAAUGAACCGUUACUUCGACAGCGUCGUUUACGACUAAAUUUAACGAACGAGAGAGAUGCAUCAGGUACGGAAAAAGCUCUAGAAUUUAUUUUCCUUACAUUUACGAUUUACGUAUCCGUUGUCGUAAGAAUUUGUCUUUCCACUUUUUACCUCGAGACUACAAAUAUUCGAGUACGAAGUAACCGGUUUCGACUUAUUUCUACUUAACAAGUAGUUAAAUAAUUAAGAGAUUAGGGAAUUAGGGACAAAAUAAAACCCUGCCGAAAGAGCCGGAUUAUUUAAACAAAAGCUUAACCGUACCAAUCACUAGCCGAGUACGGUGGGGACUGAAUUCUUGGUAAUGUUAGAUGUAAUAAAGAAAGAAAUUUUUUUAGUUUAAUGAGAGUGACCGAAAAGUAAAUUUUGGAAAUUUUUGUGGACACCACCCGGUCCUAGAACGAAUUAGUUAAAAACAAACGACGGACCAUUUAUUAAGUUUAACGUAUUUAGAUUUUUACAGCUAUGGCGAGAAACGUUUAAAAUUUACAACCCUGUCGCGUUCUUUGAAGUAUACUAGCGAUGCGACGAAAGAGGUAUUUGACAUUGACCGGUAUCGGCACCCCGGGGAUUUGGUGUACACCUACACCUAAUAAAUAACAACUUCUCCAGUGACGGGAGUUGAACCUCGAUUCCCGUUUGGAUCCGUGUUCUCGUCCAAGGAAAUCUCUAUCGGCCGAUUGCAAAGUCAACGUUCAGAGACCGACGGCGGUUUACAUUUCGGGUAGACCGCUGUUCAGAAAAAGUUCAUUGCAGAGGCGGCGUUUCUCGCCCGCCAUAAUGUAGACAGCGAUUAGAAACAAGUUACUCGACCUGUUUUCUAGAUCAGUGUUUCUCAACCUCUGACGAAUCGCCGCCCUUUCGAUGUAGUAUCGCCCCCUUCAGUAAAACCGUUACGUAGUAUCGCCCCAUUCACUACAAAAUUCCGAUGCCGAGGGACAAUCGAGGCUAACGCCAAAUUCGUACCGCAUAUUUUUCCAGGCAAAUUUAAAGGGUUUUUCUGCUCGGGCGGUCGAAUCCAGCGUACGUCGUUGGGGGAAUUUAUGGCGGAUGAAAUUUCUUUUUUCAGAACUUGCGAAAUUGACGAGGAGAAACGGCGACACUCUGUCGGAGGCGGUGGCGGCGUCGGCGAAGAAGGCGGUGGAAAAGGGACCGUUGAAAAACGUCAAAGCCACGUUGGAGUUUCGAGUGGAAGAGGAAGUGGUGUACUGUUCGGUGGACAACGGGUCGGUGGAAAUAAGAGAAGCCGAAGACGAAGUCGGGAGCGACGUGGUCGUCUCCGUGUCCCGGGAGGAUCUGCAGGAUUUGCUGUCCGGGAAGAUCUCGCCCGUCGACGCGUAUCGACAGGGAAAAGUAAACGUCUCCGGAGAUUGGAAAUUAUUAAGUAAAAUCUUUUAAACACGCGGGCCGGAAAUAAUGGUAUUAAUCGGUAAAUUAAGUACAGUAAUAUUUAUUAUUUAUAAGUCGGUUCGAACGUAGUUAUUAACAAAUAGGUAGGUAAACAAACUUUACCGGGUAUUUUCGUGUAAAAAUUGGCCAACCCUCCCUCCGGCUAAACGGGCUUUAAAAAUUCUAUUCGGUUCAUUAACUUUGCCGACUUAAAAUGUAUCUCUUUUUUGUAAAGUCAAUAAACAUUUUAUUAAAACGU